CAAGGGCGAUAUUAUAAUACAAUUUUAACAUGCAUAGGGUGUAAAGGCUUAUAGCCAGUAUAAAAGACAGUUGCAGACCAAAAUGGGACGCAGUAGUAGGGCACUACUCAAUUAGAAGUGUUCUUGCAUUAUAUUUCCAUGACGAUGAAGGUUCUGAGCAUUGUAAUCCUAUUUUGUAUUUUAAAUUGUACAUUAGCAACAUAUGGAACUUUAAGUGGCCCAUCUUAUGUCACAUAUGAUUCCCAAACUCCAAUCAGUUAUACUGUAGGAAGUUCCGCAGGUCAAGGAAUUCCUUCCAGUGCGAUAUCAUAUGGAUCAGGUGGCUAUAGUUCUUAUGGUGGUCAUUUAGGUGGUGCAGGAGGUGCUUAUCAAGUAGCAGUGUCACCAAGCAGUAGUUUCUCAGGAGGAUAUUCUUACCCUGUAACAACAGUAAGUUCGGCAGGUUUAGGAACUUCUUCCAGUGCAUCACUGUAUGGAAUCUCAGGUGGCUACGGUUCAUAUGGUGGCUACUCAGGAGGUGGGGCAGGCACUUAUCAAGUGGCUGUUUCUCCAAGCAGAAGUUUCUCUGGAGGAUAUUCUUACCCAGUAAGACGAAGAGUCCCUUCUAGUGUAUCAUCAUACGGAAUCUCUGGUGGCUACAGUUUAUAUGGUGGUUACGCAGGAGGUUCAGGGGGCAUUUCUGGUCGUCAGAUAGCCGUGUCUCCAAGCAGAAGCUUUUCCGGAGGAUAUUCUUACCCAUCUGGACAAUCUUAUUCUAUUCCAGCUGCAAGAAGGCCAUCAGCUGGUGUUUAUACUUCUCGGUCUCGAUAUACCCCCGCACCUCAAGUUAGAAGUGUAAUUCAGUCCCCUCAAAUCCAGUAUACAACUGGCGCUAUUCAGAGUCAGUAUGCAGCUCCUCAAAUCCGAUAUAGAUCUGGAGGAGCUCAGAGGCGAUUAGCUGCUCCUGCUGCUGCCCCUCGUAUUAGCUAUGCCGCAGCUCCUGCACCUCAGAUUCGUUAUGCUGCUGCUCCUGCACCUCAGAUUAGUUACGCUGCUGCCCCUACACCUCAAAUUCGUUAUUCUGCCCCUGCACCUCAAAUUCGUUAUUCUGCCCCAGCACCUCAGAUUCGUUAUUCUGCCCCGGCACCUCAGAUUCGUUACUCUGCCCCGGCAUCUCAGAUUCGUUAUUCUGCCCCAGUACCUAAGAUUCAGUACACUUCCGGUGCUGCUCGAUCUGAAUACGCUUCUUACCCAGCCACUAGUUUAUACAGCCCAGUUGGCAGACCUUCAUAUUCAGCUAUCAGACCAGCAACCGGAUAUUCCGCUCCUGUAUCUAGACCAAGAAUCAGAUAUUCUGCUCCUGUUUUCAGACCAGCUGUCAGAGAUUCUGCUCAAUUUAUCAGACCAGCUGUCAGACCUUAUACCAAACAAGCAGCACCAGCUGUUGCACCUGCAGUCAGUUACUCUGCUCCUGUAGCUCCAAUUUCCAGCUACUCAGCUCUUGUCUCUAGACCACAAGUUAGAUAUUCAGCUCCAAGGCAACAAGUCAGAUAUUCUGCUCCAGUUACCAGUCAAGUUCGUUAUUCUGCUCCAGGUAUCAGAUAUUCAGCUCCUUCUGUCGCUGCUUAUGGUACAUUAACCAGUUCGGUUUCCAGUGCAACGGGCAGAUACUCUUAUCCUGCAACCACUUCAUACGUACCUGCUUCUGAAGUCGCCCAGACUUCCUAUAAUGUUAUUCCAACAUCUUACGAAAACAUUCAGGAGGUUCCAUCCAGGGUAGCUAUAUCAGCUCCUGAACCUGCUUUAUCUGCUGCUGUGGUGCAAACCAGCCAACCUGUUGUUACCAGUAGUGUGUCUACUUUGCCAAUCAGUACUUAUAGCGGUUCAUCCACGCUAGGAUACAGUGGUGUCGGAGGUUUCAGAUAUGGUGGCAGCUACAGUUUUCCUACAGUAAGGAAUUACGAUGGCAAAAGUAUCAAUUAGACAAGUUCCUGAAUUCCUUUAAUGUCAAGAUUUUUGACAUCUUUAAGGAGUUCCCAAAAUGUGCUUUGAGAUGCAAUGACUUAUUUCCAGAAAUAGACUUUAAUCGUAAGAUCUUUCAGAAACAAAUUUUUCCAGAGAAACUGCAGUGUUAUCGACAAAACGAAAUUUUCUGAAAAUGCUCAAUAAAAAUUCUUAAUUUAGAAUAAAUACAUUUUUUAUUUUA
Stegodyphus dumicola is the source of this 2185-nucleotide messenger RNA. RefSeq lists its product as uncharacterized. The record is from RefSeq and is a predicted model, not a curated record. Lineage: Eukaryota; Metazoa; Arthropoda; Arachnida; Araneae; Eresidae.